Messenger RNA from Gloeophyllum trabeum ATCC 11539, 2040 nucleotides. RefSeq lists its product as uncharacterized. NCBI's taxonomy places the organism in Eukaryota, Fungi, Basidiomycota, Agaricomycetes, Gloeophyllales, Gloeophyllaceae. The record is from RefSeq and is a predicted model, not a curated record. The transcript has a single exon. Bases 1 to 2040 code for a protein of 679 amino acids.
AUGCGCCGCCAUAUCUUCGGGAUUGCCGCUCUGUCCUGGGCCGCGACAAGCGCUCUCGGUGGACCAAUGUCCAGUCCUACGAUGCACUCCUCGACCGUGUCUUCUGCGUCGCCGACCGCUUCUUGUAUCGACUCUCAGUUCGUUGCCUGCUACAGUACCCCGGACCAUGCUGCUGUCUACGAUCACCGCCGGCACUACGACGCCGAGGAGCCCUCGGCCCUCCCCCGACUGCAUCAACCGGGAAAGAUGAAGCGAGCCGUGAGGAACGCCGACUACGGAUCUAGUCCCAGCGGUACCACUUCGGAUGACUCUUCUCCUGAAUCGACGGCUGCUGCGCACAAGCGCGCGUCUUACAGCAUCUCUCCGGAGGCUACUAUGACCGGCCAGGCUUCUGCGGUGCCAGUUCGCUUGCAGUUCCCCUCGCAUCAAGGUCACAAUGCCAUACAGGAUCGCGAGGUGCAGGCGAUGUCGGCGGCCAGCAAUGCGCGGAGCGGCUCUUCUGAGGUUCCGGUCCCCACUGGUGCUAUAGGCUUAGUUGGCGCGCAUACAGCGAAGACGACCGAGGCUCCGGUGCCUACGUCCACUGGUCAUCCCAAGCGCGAGGAGGACGCCAGUACGUCGACUAUGUGCUCCAUGCCUGGUCCCCCAGGGCUCUUGAAGGCGCCCGACGCGCACGGAUCCCAGGGCCCUACCACCACUCACCUCGGCAGGCGCGAGGAGGAUGCUCGUACCUCGGUUCAGUCUCAUAAGAGUUCAACUGAACAUCCUGGCGCCACUGCUAUCGCAAACGUUCAGGACUACGAUAUGCCGAACAUGACUCGUCCAACACCCCAUCAGAAGCGUCACUCGGAGCACGACGAGGAAGUUGCGGCUAGCAGAAGCUCUUCUACGGCUCAUUCCUCCGGUGCAGUUCCAGGCAUUCUCAACGUUCAUCCUAGGGCUUUGGUUCCCCACGUCCCUAAUCCUGCAAUUUACCACAAGCGGCACGAUGAUCCUCGCGACGAUGCUAUGACCUCUACGAUGCACGAUGAAGGCCAUCUACUGCUUCCCACUCCGCCUAGCCAUGGUGUUUCUUCGUCCAUGCCGAGCGCGUCUCACGGCGCUCAUGCUAAGCGUCAGGCGGUCUUGGGUGUUCUGAUUCCUAGCCACCACGGUCAAGCUCCUCCCAGCGUGUCUCAAGUACGUGCUCCUGAGCAGCCCAGUUUCUCACCUCCGGCUUCCGCACCCACUGGUUCUGGCAAGUCUGAAGAGGAAGCCUCCGCUCCCUCCCCUACUCCCGAAGGCUUGCCGGUGAAGCGUCACAUGGGCCCGUUGCAUUCGUUUGUCCCUCAGCAGUCGCCCACUCCGGGGUCGGUGAUGAUGGCCGACUUUGCUUCAUCGUCGUCUGUCUCGCACUCAUCUGGGCAGCAGCACUCGACGAAGAAGGCUGAUGAAAUGCCAGUAUCGACUGAUCAGGGUUUGCCCAGUCACACUCUCCCACCUCGUGAGGUUCCUGUGACCGUUUCGCACAACUUCUCGACGCAUACCUUGCCGACGCAUACACUUGCCCCUCGUGGGGUUGCUCUUCCGGUCUCGCACAACUUUUCGACGCAUACCCUCCCGACGCAUACACUCGCUCCUCGUGCUGUUUCUCUCCCGGUCUCGCACAACUUCUCGACGCAUACACUUCCUACGCACAUGGCUGUUCCGAGGCAGAUGCACAACGCGGAUUACUCCAACGGAAACGGGACUGCCGCGCAAGCUCAAGCUGACCCUACGGCGGCUGCUGCCCAGAAACGUGCGGUGAAGGUCGCAGCGCAUUUACCGACUACUGAGAACCGUGCACCGUACGUGCCGCCUGGCGCCAAGGGGUCUGAGGGUGAUGCUGGAAAGCGGGGCGAGGAGGCGUUGAUUUGGUCGGCGGCGAGGAGGGAGGUGGAGGCGACGAAGAGUGCGAGUGCGAGUGCUACCCAUGAGAGCUUGCCCGCCCCUACGGAGAAGCUUGAGAAUUACGCUGGGAUGCACAAGAAUGGUGCGAGCGGCAGGGAGCGCGUCGCUUGA